Messenger RNA from Plenodomus lingam JN3, 1143 nucleotides. RefSeq lists its product as uncharacterized. Lineage: Eukaryota; Fungi; Ascomycota; Dothideomycetes; Pleosporales; Leptosphaeriaceae. The record is from RefSeq and is a predicted model, not a curated record.
AUGAAGUCUUACCUCUUCACACUCUUGCCCCUUGCGGGUGUUACUGUUGCUAAAUCUGUCUGUCCCCGAAAGACAUUGACUAGCACAGAUCGUCACACCGUUUAUAGGACUGUUCCGACCGUUAGUCCUGUUGUCGACGUCGCGACGCCGUCUAGUGUCUGCUCACGGAGAAUUGUAACCACAACCACUACUGAGAAGGUUUACAUUACAGUGGAUGCACCAAACCCUAUUGCAACCACUCCAAGUGUGGUAACUACACCGAGUGCAGGUGUUACAGGUCCAGAGGCCAUAAAUAUCACGACGACGAGCACUAUACAUAUCACAACGACCAUUACCCGUCGACCAUCCGCUCUUCCACCAUACAGCAAUUCCACGAGGCCUGCAACCACCUUGAGCUCAUCAUCAUCAUCAUCUACGGCUUCUUCUUCUAGCUCUUCACUUACAUCUUCAUUUCUUUCGUCGCCUACUCCUUCACCUCCUUCAUUGCCCACCUCUUCGCCUACCUCUUCAUCCACCUCUGAUCCCACCAUGAGUGUCUCUAGACUCAGCGGUCAGGCAACCUUCUACGGCGGAAAUGUGGCUGGUGGCAUGUGCUCCUUCACCGGCUACACCAUUCCCUCCAAUCUCUAUGGAACCGCCCUCUCCGACAGCAACUGGGCUGGCGCGAACAGCUGCGGAUCCUGUGUUUCCGUAACCGGUCCCAGGGGUAACAAGAUCACAGCCAUGGUCGUUGACCAAUGCCCCGGAUGCGGCCCCAACCAUUUGGACCUCUUCCCCGAUGCCUUCGCCAAGCUUGACAACCCUAACAGGGGCGUCAUCCCCGUGUCUUGGGAGUUUGUGCCCUGUGGCAUCACGUCCCCUAUCAUUCUCAAGAACAAGGAGGGCACUAGCAGGUGGUGGUUCAGUAUGCAGGUCAUGAACUCCAACGUUCGCGUGACCAAGCUUGAGGUCUCGACCGACGGCGGUAGGACCUGGAGGGGCACGGAGCGCAAGCCGUACAACUUCUUCGAGUUUCAAUCUGGCUUUGGCACAGACAGCGUUGAUAUCAAGAUUACCAGCGUGGGCGGCAAGGUGAUCACUGUCAAGGAUGUUAGCAUUGCGGCGCAGACCACCAAGUCUGCGGGCAGCAACUUCUCCUCUUAG